GUGACGAUAAAAUCAUUUUAGGCGACGGGAAUCCGCUUCGUGACUAAGAGCAAUGAAAAGCACGAAAAAGCUAAAUUAGUUCGCUGCGGAUUUUUGACCAAAAAGCAUUUGGGAUAUUCGCUUUUGUUUCAAGUAAUUACGUUUACAUUUCGUGUGCCUACAGUAUCUGAAUCUAUUCUGUGCGCGCGUAUUCAUCUUUUUGUUGUGAUUUUAGAAAGUGGGACCUGAUUAAAAAUUGAAGUGGGAUCGAUUGCGCCCGCGACCGGACCCUUUUCUUUGUAACCGUAACGGCAGGGUGAGAGCGAAAUAAAUCGUUACGAAAUUAGAAGUUGUUGGUCGUGUCCUGAAAACUGAUCAGACGGAGUUCGGCGUGGAAUCCGCUUAAGGACUUGGUGAUUGCGUUCGGGAGUCCACUGGGCAGCCUCGGUCUCUUCUUGGCAAGCCGUGCUGAACUCACACCUGUGCAGCGGAAAUUAGAACGAGUGUGCGAACGGCGAUAGGGUGCAUGGUGCAAGUGCAAGUGAUCGGCGAAAAGUGGUAGCGGCCGUGAAAACUGACUCGAACCUGCUCCCAUUCCGCUCAUAUCGCGAGUCGCGUUGUAUGCGUGCAGCGGAUAUAGAGGAUUAUCUGAGAGCCACCGCCGAGCACAUUUCGGUAGCGAGCCCCAUUACAUCUUCAGUGCACCGAAAAAAUGUUAUAAUAUGGGCUACAUGUGUGAAGAACGGCAUAUACGUUUGAAAAUCCAAAAUAAACAAUUACAUUCCUGCGAACUUUUCGAGCCAUAUGAGUUAAAUGUUUACCGUCAGCAAAAACAACACGUAGAAGCAGAAGUGCAUCAUUCGUCAACAAAAGUUAAAAAGGAUUACUUGGACGAACUCACACAUUUUCUUGUAUCAAAAAUCGUAAGGUUAAGUCAUAGCAUAAAUAGUAAACCAAAUGUAAACUGCCAAAGCCACUGCUUGCGAUUCUACGCGGCGUCGAGCGUAAUUCUAGCGUUGUGCUACCUGACAACUUCUGUUACUGCUUCGGACUCAUCUCAUCCAAUAUUCGCCGAAGGAAAAUCGGAUAAGGAAAUUUUGGACCACUUGCUCAAAAAUUCUAGAUAUGAUAAGAGAUUAUUGCCACCUGUUGAUGAUGCUGAUUUUUGCUGCGGCAUGUCAUCCCCGGACAUGGCAAAUAAUUUGACCAAUGUCAUGGGUGGUAGCUCACCAGGCCGCUCUCAGAAUGGUGGUACACUCACCGUUAACGUAAAUGUUUUGCUGUUAAGUUUAGCAUCGCCAGAUGAAUCUAGUUUAAAAUACGAAGUAGAAUUUUUGCUUAACCAACAAUGGUAUGAUCCAAGACUACGAUACGCGAACCAAUCAAAAUAUGAAUUUUUAAAUGCUAUCCACCACCACGAGGACAUUUGGCUGCCAGACACAUACUUCAUAAUGCAUGGCGACUUCAAGGACCCGCUGAUUCCAAUGCACUUUGCAUUGAGGAUAUACCGGAACGGUACCAUUACGUACGCCAUGAGGCGACAUCUUAUUCUUUCCUGCCAAGGAAGCUUAAAUAUUUUCCCGUUUGAUGAUCCCCUUUGCUCAUUUGCAAUGGAAAGUAUUUCUUAUGAACUAUCACAUAUCAAAUAUGUGUGGAAAAAUGAUGAGGAUACAUUAAGAAAGAGCCCAUCCUUAACUACGUUAAAUGCUUAUCUAAUAAAAAAUGCAACCAUUACGUGCCCCAUCAAAGGCAGUUGGAGAGGUAAUUACAGUUGCCUCGAAGUCGACUUAACCUUCACAAGGGAUCGAGCAUUUUAUUUUACAACCGUAUUUAUACCCGGCAUAAUUCUGGUGACAUCGUCGUUCAUUACGUUUUGGCUCGAAUGGAAUGCAGUACCAGCCAGAGUUAUGAUUGGUGUAACAACAAUGUUGAACUUUUUCACCACAUCCAAUGGUUUCAGGAGUACUUUGCCGGUAGUAUCUAACCUUACAGCUAUGAACGUUUGGGACGGAGUGUGUAUGUGUUUUAUCUAUGCAUCGCUUCUAGAAUUCGUGUGUGUUAAUUAUGUCGGCAGGAAACGACCACUGCAUAAUGUCGUUUACAGACCAGGAGAGAAUCCCGUGACACAGCGCCUUCCAGCAGUUCUAAGCAGGAUCGGAAUCAUUCUUGCAAGCCCUUUGGAGGUGAUCGAACAAGAGUUCUUGGCAGCGGUCACAUCAUCGGAAAAGCCGAAACCGCCUAGCGAACAGCUCAAAAGAAAAAAUCCUUUGUUGUCUAGUAGCCAAGUGUGCUCCGAUGACAGGCCCAAAGAUAAUGCACUUCCCUCAGGAUCUGCUGUUACACUAACCAAAGAGAGGGGCAGCUCCUCCGUGAAUAUAGAGUAUCACCCUGAGAGAGGCGAGGCUUCUCUGAAAUCAUAUCCUGUCAAACCUCCAAGACGAAAAACUAGUCGAGUGACUGCAAUCGACAUUGACAUUGUGCCAACGAAGGAGUCCGUAGAGAUAACUCCCGAGACCGUAGAAUUGAAGAGCCUCUGUUGCGAUUCUCCGGGAGAGAAGAAGAGAGACGCAAGUGGUCCGAAUGAAAUUGUAGCCUGCACCAGUUGCGGAGGAGGUACCAGUCCAUGCACGCAUGCAGCAAACAAUGGAUGUGCUACUGAGACAUGCUUCGUGCAGGUGAGGAAAAAAGAGCCGCCGCAUCCAAUUCGGGUAGCGAAAACCAUAGACGUGAUUGCUAGGAUAACAUUUCCAACAGCUUACGCAAUUUUUUUAAUAUUCUUUUUCGUCCACUACAAAGGAUUUUCAUAGAGGUCGUCUAUAACAAUCAAUAUAUAUUAAUGUUAUUGCAAUUUCGCAGCACUAGAAACCACAAGACACCAAUGCGACGUUUCAUUUUAUUGUUUCAAUAGUUAUUUAUCAAAUCACGUAUACAUUGAUACUUAUAAUGAGAGUAAAUUUGUAAAACUUCUUGAAAAGCAAAUAAAUGCAACGUGUAACGAAACUUUCAAUUCUUCUAGUUGCUGGGACAUACUGACUGCCUUUUGUAUUAAUAAAUUAUUUUUUUAAAGUAGAAUGAAUUUAGUAAGAAGAAAGUAUUCGUACCGCAUAAGUUUAUAAGUAUUAAACAUUAAUUCAGAAUACUCGUACAACCUAGACUACAUAUUCGAUCACAAGUCAUGCUGAAGUACCAUUAAUGAUAAAUUAAAGGCAACUAAGCGACAAAAUUCAAAAUGAAACGAAAAUUAAUGCAAUUAUUCGAAAGCGAACUAAGUAAGCUGGGGCGCAAGCCCGCGGGUGUCACGGAAAUUGGAGCACUUUUUUGAAAUAAUUACUACAUUUCACUGUCAUUGAAUUUCCAAAUUACUAUUUUCUACAACUUACGGCGAAAGAGUAGAACGCAAGAUGAUCAAACAAAGCUAGUACGCAGUUCAGCCGCUAACUGGUAAUUUAGUGUUUAGACAAAUCUAGUUGCAAGUCCUUCCAGUAAAGGGGCUGACAGCUGUAGCAAUCACAGGGCAUGUGCAAGGCUCUUUGGACAAUUGUUUAUCAAUGAUAAUUCGCGAAUCAACAAAGUAAACUUCACUCUUUGAUUUUUAACAUAAAUAUUACGCAUAAGGAGGGUUGUUAAGAGGCUAUUUAAGAGAAUACGCAAGAGAAUUUCCAGCUUACCUUUAGGCACCUACUCGUAUCAUAGUGGACCAAAGUUUUCGAGUUGGUUCUUUUAACGUAUUGCCUCAAAAGAGUAAAGCACAUUCAGUAGGCAAUGUCCCUACAAACGAGCAGAAACGCGGCCAAACCAAGUAGGCCAGACCACGAUCAACAACGAAUGAGUCUGUUUGAGUAACUUAAUUGAAGAAAUGAAAAAGAUUAUGUAAUUUUUGUUUUCAACUUCUGUGUUUAAUAAAGAAGUACUAAAGUUAAAAA
Hermetia illucens (black soldier fly) is the source of this 3902-nucleotide messenger RNA. It is a transcript of the gene pHCl-1, whose product is annotated as glycine receptor subunit alpha-2. Gene Ontology annotation, molecular function: chloride channel activity; neurotransmitter receptor activity; transmembrane signaling receptor activity. Gene Ontology annotation, cellular component: neuron projection; synapse; membrane. The coding region runs from base 702 to 2786 and encodes 694 amino acids. Gene Ontology annotation, biological process: regulation of membrane potential; chemical synaptic transmission; chloride transmembrane transport. The record is from RefSeq and is a predicted model, not a curated record. NCBI's taxonomy places the organism in Eukaryota, Metazoa, Arthropoda, Insecta, Diptera, Stratiomyidae. The transcript is spliced from 15 exons.